Messenger RNA from Westerdykella ornata, 1053 nucleotides. RefSeq lists its product as uncharacterized. Lineage: Eukaryota; Fungi; Ascomycota; Dothideomycetes; Pleosporales; Sporormiaceae. The coding region runs from base 265 to 558 and encodes 97 amino acids. The record is from RefSeq and is a predicted model, not a curated record. The transcript has 2 exons.
UGGAUAUCGUACAUGGUAGACCAAGCACCCCCCUCGGACCCAAUCAUGAACGCGCGAGUGCGUGAGUGGGAGCCAAAGGAACACCGGCCGACAUUGACUUGGAGCCGAUCGGCAUACAGACCCUACAGCACGACGAAGAACAAGUACGCGCCGUGGGUACCCGUUGCGAAGGCGCGUCAGUAGAGAAUCAGAAGCGGAAUUGCGCUAGAGUGUGUAUAUACAUGAUGGGUUCCAGCAAUGAAACAUCACAUGGGCGGCCGGUCCAUGAUCUCCUUUGUGCCCGCCGGUUCCGUCCAAGGUGCUCUGUGCGGAUUGCUGCUCGCGUGCUUGCAUUGGAUCGCUCCAGCGACGUAUAAUGGGCCUGGGGGAGCACAUGGCUAUUAUGGCCCGUUUCUGAUUUCACGCACGAUGCCGCAUCGGAGCGAAUGCAAAGCAGGGGGUUGUAAUCUGGGAGGCUGCACAAUACGACAAAGCGGCAUGGGGAAUGCAGCUUCCCCGCAAUCCCGAGCGCUGCGCAUUGCACAGGUCAGCCUCCAGGGUCGUAAUCCGUAUCUAUAACGACAGAGCGCAUCGAGGUUCCGCCGAAUGGCAAACCGGGCGUCAUGGGAAGAUGGACGGGGCCAGCAGUUGGAAUGGGGACGCCUUCAUCGCCCAGCCAUCAACCGACUUGUUGGACAAGAAGAGACAGGACCCAUCCCAUGAAACGGAAGCUUCUCGUCUGCCGCUUCCCACGUCCAGCAAACUCGGCGCUCGCAUUCCUAUCGGACCAGCCGGGCUAUGUGCCGUGCUGCUGCCGUGCGGGUGAGGUGACUCACUAAAAGCUGACGGCCGGGGAGCACAAGAAUCCGAAGUUUGCAGAGAUGCUCUUCUGCGCGCGCCCGGCCAGUUUGUCUCCAACCUGUGCAGAGUCAGCUGCCGCGCUUUCAAACGCAGCGAAGUGGGACGACGCAAUACGUAGAAGACGAGUAUCGUAAGUAGAUUCGAUGCUACUCACGGCCUGCUAUCUAUCGAAGUUGUUGGAUGCAUGCAUAUGGAUAUGGUGCUGGAAAGGUG